Lolium rigidum is the source of this 648-nucleotide messenger RNA. RefSeq lists its product as uncharacterized. The transcript has 2 exons. The record is from RefSeq and is a predicted model, not a curated record. NCBI's taxonomy places the organism in Eukaryota, Viridiplantae, Streptophyta, Magnoliopsida, Poales, Poaceae. Bases 125 to 622 code for a protein of 165 amino acids.
CAGGCUAUGCAAGCUCACACCUUUCUGCUAGCAUUUCGCUUCUCCUGCCUUACUCACCUUCACUUGCUCUAAGCACGCAUAUACUACCCUGCCGGUAGCCUCAAUUCUAUCUAUCACCUCGGGGAUGUGUCUCCCCUUCCUCUGCAGCGGCCGCGACGACCACGGGCGAUCUGGCCGGCAUGGGCGUGCAGUUCCCUACGAAGAUCCAUCCGCCUCCCCCGUGAAACAAGCAAUCUCAGCACCAGCUUACCACGGACACGCUGCAGGGAGGAGCCAUGAGACCAGCAGCGGAGCGUUGCCAGUAUCAUAUGCCGGAGACGGGAGGAUCAAAGGAGCAGCGCACCCUGAGACUAAUUACAAGGAGUACCUUCCUGCCGGUGGACAUCACCAUGGGCCAGUGGCAGCUUCGCGGCCGGCGGAGGGCAUGAUGAGGCAAGCUCCGGCACCGCAGUCCGCCCUCCGGGCUGGAGAAGACGAUGUGGCCACUGCUACCAACUACCAGCUCGACCGUGGUAGUGACCAUGGCGGCGAGGAUGAUCGCAAAUAUCGGACGAAAUCGCGCGUGCCGAUGAUCAGGCACACACAUGGAUCCCACUCGCGCGCUACAGUAUCUGGAAAAUAAGGGCGCGCAAGUUUUCAGCAUCUCGC